Molecule: messenger RNA, 2604 nt
Organism: Helianthus annuus (common sunflower)
Lineage: Eukaryota; Viridiplantae; Streptophyta; Magnoliopsida; Asterales; Asteraceae
Product: rhamnogalacturonan I rhamnosyltransferase 1
Exons: 8
Coding region: 626-2203 (525 amino acids)
Cellular component (GO): cytoplasm
Source: RefSeq, a predicted model, not a curated record
UCCACCCAGUGAGAUCAUCACAAAUACACCAUUUGUCUCCCCAUUCGCCGGCCACCGACACUUUCUAAUUCCGGCAACAUCGCCAUAUCUCCGGCCACCACCACUCCCUUCACAUCCAUCAACCCGUCGGUAAAAACCGCAUUCCAUAUCUCAACUUUCACCGUCGGUAUAUUUUUAUUUCCAAAUUAAUCUCACAUAACACCAACAGGUUACUUUUCUCUCAAAUUCUACCCUAAAUGUUGCUCAAAUGUUAGAGAUAUUAUGUUGUUUUGAUGAUCGAGAUAACUGUGCAUUGUUUUGAGAAUCAAUUUCACCGGAAAACUUGUAUUUUGGUAGAUUAGUUUACGGUUAAAUUCUGGUUGAAUUUGAUAUAAUUGUGUGCCCUAAGUGUUAUUCAUAUACAUUCACCAGUUCGGUGACAAUUCGGCGGUUUUCGUGGUGAAUCGUGAUCAUUAUUUAGAUAUUUAGGGAUAGUUAGGGUUUUGAGUUGUGGAUGUGUGAUUGAGAGAUGUGUAAGGUAGAUAAUUAGCCUCAAGUAGCAUACAUUCAGCGGUUUGGUGACAAUUCAGCGGUUUUCGUGGUGAAUCGAGAUCAUUGUUUAGAUAAUUAGGGUUUUGAGGUGUGGAUGUGUGACAGAGAAAUGUGUAGGGUGGAGGAUAGAGAUAAGAAGAGGAGGAGGUUUGCAAUUGGAACAAUGGGAUUAAGGAAAUUGGGGGAAAUUAGGGUUGAGAAGUUGAAGAAUUCUAUGGUGAAUGUAAGGUCGGGUAAGAUGAAGAUGAUGUUAAUAAGGGCGAUGACGACGGUGUUAUUGUGGAUUUGUUUGGUUCAGUUGACUGCAUUAGGAGGUUCUUUGGGACCUAGGGUUUUGAAAGGGUGGCCUUCUUGCUUUACUCAAGAUUCUCAUUCGGCUGCUGCGUUGGAUGUUAAGUUGUUGCCUGUUCAUGCCAGAGUUCUUCCGCACAAGAGGGUUUACAAGAACAAUGGUUACUUAGUGGUUUCAUGUAAUGGAGGACUGAAUCAAAUGCGUUCGGCUAUUUGUGAUAUGGUCGCGAUUGCUAGAUAUUUAAAUGUUACUCUAAUAGUUCCCGAGCUGGAUAAAACUUCUUUCUGGGCUGAUCCAAGUGAGUUUGCGAACAUUUUUGAUGUUGAUCAUUUCAUUACAUCAUUGAGAGAUGAAGUCCGGAUACUUAAACAACUUCCUCCAAGGCUUAAAAAGAGAGUUGAAAUGGGAAUCGUGCAUACCAUGCCUCCCGUUAGCUGGUCUGAUAUUUCUUACUAUCAUAACCAGAUUCUUCCUCUGAUUCAGAAAUACAAAGUUGUGCAUUUGAACAGAACAGAUGCUCGUCUUGCCAAUAAUGGUCAACCCCUUGAGCUUCAAAAACUUAGGUGUCGAGUAAAUUUCCGUGCUCUGAGAUUCACCAAUCAAAUAGAGGAAUUGGGUAGACGUGUUGUUAAACUUUUGAGACAAAACGGGCCCUUUUUGGUGCUUCAUCUCAGAUAUGAAAUGGACAUGUUAGCAUUUUCCGGCUGUACACAAGGAUGCAACGCUGAAGAGGUUGAAGACUUGACCAGAAUGAGAUAUGCUUACCCGUGGUGGAAGGAAAAGAUAAUAAACUCUGAUUUGAAACGGAAAGACGGUUUAUGCCCUUUGACCCCUGAAGAAACUGCUCUUACACUUAGAGCACUCGAUAUUGACCGUGAUAUCCAGAUUUAUAUUGCUGCCGGUGAAAUAUAUGGUGGAAAAAGGAGAAUGGAUAGCCUUGCUGCUGCCUACCCGAAACUGGUAAGAAAGGAGACUCUGUUAGGAGCAGCUGACCUUCAAUAUUUCCAAAAUCACUCAUCACAAAUGGCAGCAUUGGAUUAUCUUGUGUCACUCGAGAGUGAUAUUUUUGUACCUACUUAUGAUGGAAACAUGGCCAAAGUUGUCGAAGGCCAUCGCAGAUUUUUGGGUUUCAAGAAGACAAUACUCUUGGACAGGAGGGUUCUGGUCGAAUUAAUCGACAAAUAUACUAGUGGCUUGCUGGGUUGGGAUGAAUUCUCGAGUGCUGUUAAGGAUACACAUGCGCAACGUAUGGGGAACCCUAGAAAAAGAUUGGUUAUUACAGAUAGACCCAAAGAAGAAGAUUACUUCUAUGCAAAUCCAGAAGAGUGCUUGCAGCCAUCGGAUGAUGAUGAUGAAGAAGAAGCUGUGAACAUCCUAUGAUCAAGGAUUUGCGGUUAAUUUGAUAUGAACUUACGAGAGUAUGAUUUUUGGUCCUCGACCCUGUCGGUGUACAAUGAGUGUUUGUUCAAAAUACGAGGAUGCCGCGCAUUUUGGCGAGAGACCAUGGCAGAUGACAAUGUUUCCACGAAUGCGAAGGGGAAUCCGUUAUUAUUGUCUUGUUGCUUUUAUUUCUUGUAUAGAAAAACUGCUGAGAUACCAGGGUUGUUCACUACUAGUGAUAUGUAUGUACACAGAGAGAGUCGAAACCGUAGGUGUGUUUUUGCUGGUGCUCCAUUUUUUGCCUUUAUUAUUAUUCAAUGUCAGUUGUGACAUUUGAGUAUAUGCAAUUAUAUAAUAAAUAGCAUAAUUAUUGUUCAAUAUAAUGUUUAUUGAUGUGGGCA